Achroia grisella is the source of this 1429-nucleotide messenger RNA. RefSeq names its product BTB/POZ domain-containing protein KCTD9. NCBI's taxonomy places the organism in Eukaryota, Metazoa, Arthropoda, Insecta, Lepidoptera, Pyralidae. The transcript has 6 exons. The record is from RefSeq and is a predicted model, not a curated record. Gene Ontology annotation, biological process: protein homooligomerization. Gene Ontology annotation, molecular function: protein binding. Bases 224 to 1423 code for a protein of 399 amino acids.
UUUACUUACUCUAUGAAAUAUGCUGUCUAGCGUUUGUAAUUGAUUGACUGUCAGUUAAUAGUUGUCAUUGAUAUUCUUUGACUUGUUUGUCAGUCAGUCUGUCAACCCUAUCAUUUGAUGAAAAUAAUAAAUCAAUCGCUUCCAAAGCGAAUCAAAAACACUCAAUUUACACAAAUUAUUAACUCGAACGACUCGACUAUAUUUUUGAAUAAUAAAACACGUAAUGAAACGUAUCUAUGUUUAUCAAAAUAAAGAUGAAGAGAACGGAAAGGUUAUCGCGAUGGACGAUUCGUCAGACUUGUUUACAGAAGUUUCAAUGCACUUCGAAUUACCGCAAGAAAACCUUAAAUUGUUUUUCUCGAAUGGUUGUCAGAUAGUCGAUACGCGGGUACUUAAAGACGAUGAUAAGAUCUACCUAUCAUUAGAAAAUAAACAUUCCAACUGCUGUGAUAUAAUUCAAAAAGUAAGUCCUGAAGAAUGUACCAGUGGAAAAGCUGUUUCUGACUGGAUAACACUAAAUGUAGGAGGUAAACAUUUUAUGACUUCUCGAUCUACGCUGCAAGCCAAGGAGCCGUUGUCAAUGCUUGCUAGAAUGUUUGCGGACGAUAACAACAUGUAUUUAAUGAAUCCCAGUGCCACUGACUCAAGCGGCGCGUACUUAAUAGACAGAAGUCCCAAAUAUUUCGAACCUAUAUUAAAUUAUCUGAGGCACGGCGAGAUUAUUUUAGACAAGGAUGUUAAUCCUCGAGGAGUACUGGAAGAAGCAAUAUUUUACGGCAUUGAUUCAUUGAUACCUCAGCUGAAUCAACUCAUCGAAGAGUACAUUUGCUUUGAGGGCAAUAAUCAAGCAUUGACACGAAUAGAUGUCAUAAAAGCAUUAAUAAAGACACCCACAACUACAGAACUGAGAUUUCAAGGUGUCAAUUUACAAGGAGCUGAUCUGAACAAGUUGGACUUAAGAUAUAUUAACUUCAAGUAUGCUUGCCUAUCUAGAUGCAACCUCAGUGGAGCCAACCUAUCCCACUGCUGUCUGGAACGGGCAGACCUGUCCCAUGCUAACUUAGAAGGAGCCCAGCUUCUUGGUGUGAAGGCCUUGUGUGCCAAUAUGGAAGGUGCAAACCUUAAAGGAUGUAACAUGGAGGAUCCUCUUGGAAAUAAGACUGUGAUGGAAGGAGUGAAUUUAAAAGGUGCCAAUUUAGAAGGUAGCAAUAUGGCAGCUGUUAAUCUUAGAGUGGCGACGUUAAAGAACGCCAAUCUUCAAAACUGUGAUCUCAGGGCUGCUGUACUAGCUGGAGCUGAUUUGGAGUGUUGUGAUCUCUCUGGCAGUGACCUUCACGAAGCCAACCUACGCGGCGCAAACUUAAAGGAUGCAGCCUUUGAACUGAUGCUUACUCCUCUCCAUAUGUCCCAAACUAUUAGAUAAAUUGUA